AUUUUUUUACACAUUCAUAAUGAUCCGUAUACAUGAGCUAGUCGUACCUGGUUGUAAGUAUAUCUGCAUUUUCUUAAAGCCGAAAAGAAGAAGAAUAUGAGCAAUUCAGUUCUCUGAAUGCAAGGAUUCUUAAGUUUCCCAUUCGCACAAGCGAUUACUCCAGCCCACCCUUGGUGUGGACAACGCCCCUCCCCCGUGUCCUCACUGUCACCAUCCUUGCCCUCGUCACAAGUGCGCAAUCACUUGGGCUUGGGGGGCUCAGAGUGGCGAGCAGGUGGUCCCCGCAGAACUUAUAAAAGGAGGCGACGGGAGUACGGAGGCUCCGAAGAUGCGAUGACACUGACAACGAUGAUGAUGGAGCGCACUUUUCGGCAGCGGCUCUUCUUGCUCCUGAGCUUAUGUGUCCUCAAGGGAGACUGCAGAUAUAUCGAGGAUAACGACGUGCUAAAGGAUGAAUUCCACUCCUUCUUCAACCCUGAGCUGCGCAGGGAUACGCCAAAGGAGUUGAUCGUCUACCGACGACCGCUGCGUUGCGUGGACAUGGUGGCGGUGGAGGGUCGUUUCACCUUCACGGCCGAGCUCCCCCAGCUCAACUGCGCUGCCUUCUUCAUGGCCGAACCCGACGAGGUGGUCAGCGUGGAGUACGACAGCGUGGACAUCGACUGCCGGGCGGGAGAUUUCAUCACGGUGUUUGACGGCUGGGUGAUGAAGGGCGAGAAGUUUCCCAGCUCGCAGGACCAUCCGCUACCUUCGCGCGAGCGCUACGUCGACUACUGCGAUUCCGCCAAUUCUGACAGGAUAAGCGUGCGUUCCUCACAGAACGUGGCUAUGAUCUUCUUCCGCGUGCACAAUGCCGGCAGCAGCUUCACCGUCACAUUCAGGAAGCUGUCCAAUCCUUUCCCCUGCAAUGUCAUCUCGCAGUCACCAGAGGGCAGUUUCACUAUGGUGAGUCCACAGCAGCACAGGAACUGCAGCUUCUCCAUCAUCUACCCGGUUGAGGUGGACAUCUCGGAAUUCUCCUCCUUUGGUCUCCGUGGCAACUUCCCCAAGUGGUCCACUUCGGGGUGCGCGGCUGAUUCUGAGGACAUGGUGCAGCUGCUGGGAGGAAAUGGCCUUGACACGUCUAAGAUGUUUCCUCUCAAAGAGCUCUGCAGUUCCUCUGCUAGACCCGGCCACACGAAGGUAGGCUGCGACAACACGGUGGUGCGCAUGUUGUCCAGCGGCCGCUACGUCAACAAAGUGUCCUUCAGCUACCGCUUGCUGGACAGCCAUGAGCUGCAGACGCUCAGAGUCAACAACGUGGAGGAUUUCUGCUUCGCCAACUGAUUUCACGCGUCUUGACAACUCAAAGACCAAGCGUGAACAGGAAGGUCAUUGAAAACGAGCUGUGUGUGACGCAAAAUACUGUUAAGGUUUUUUUUGUUUGUUGAAUAAAGUUGUCAUCGCUGCCUUUGUCGUGACUAUCAUUCUUGUGAUGAACGAUGCUAUUUAUUGGCUGAAUGGGGCAUUUUUAACUCAUUGGCUCUCAUUGACGGUGAUAAACAUCCAAGGAGGGCUGCUCAGUGGCGCCUCCAGAAAUUUUUAGUAGGGGUGGCCAGAUGGGGCCACUUAAAAUCUUGGGGUGGCCAAAACUAAAAGCCAUAAUUUCAGGUUUUCAUUAUAUUAUUGUAGUAAAAAGGUCAGGGGAAAACUAUCGGAAAGACUUAAGGACACGGCUACUAAUAUACUGUACUUUGGUGUAUUGUGAAAUAUUUGAUGUUACUAAUGAUUUAAUGUGCAUAGUCCAUAACUGUCCAGUCAACAUUUUGAGUUCCACAACAAUUCCGUUUUAUUGUGUUAUGUAUGUAUUAGGCAUAAGGUGUACAUCUAACUAGGGCUGUCAAACGAUUAAACGUUUUUUUAAUCGAG
This is a messenger RNA of Corythoichthys intestinalis (scribbled pipefish), 1908 nucleotides long. Its product is annotated as corticotropin-releasing factor-binding protein-like. The transcript is spliced from 7 exons. Gene Ontology annotation, biological process: negative regulation of corticotropin secretion; negative regulation of corticotropin-releasing hormone receptor activity; hormone-mediated signaling pathway. Lineage: Eukaryota; Metazoa; Chordata; Actinopteri; Syngnathiformes; Syngnathidae. Gene Ontology annotation, molecular function: corticotropin-releasing hormone binding. Bases 118 to 1326 code for a protein of 402 amino acids. The record is from RefSeq and is a predicted model, not a curated record.